Molecule: messenger RNA, 3009 nt
Organism: Tetrahymena thermophila SB210
Lineage: Eukaryota; Ciliophora; Oligohymenophorea; Hymenostomatida; Tetrahymenidae
Exons: 11
Source: RefSeq, a predicted model, not a curated record
AUGUCAGAUAAGGGUGUAAUAAAUCCAGAUUUUAUAAGGCAAACUGUUCAAGAUGAGCAGUAUUAUUGGAAUAAUAUUGAAGUGAUUUGCCAAAGUGUUUUAGGAGAUAAAAAAAAAGAAACUUAUGCGCCAAUUUUAUAAGUGGUUUAGGAAGUCUUAGUGGAUGACGGUUAAAGUGGAGUUGUUAAACUUUUAACAAUAAGACUCUUAGGUACAUUGGUUUAUCCUUAGUCAGCAUAAUUUGAACAGUAUUAAACUAAUACUAAUUUUGUUUCCAGAUUGCUUAAAUCCAAUGAUAUUUUAAACGUUUUAUAUGAAAUUUGUUUGUAUAAAGCUGAAGUAUAAGAUGAUAAUAGAGGUGAAAGUAUGUUUAAAUCUGAAGGAAAGGAAAUAGGAAAGGAAUUUCUAAAAUAUUGCCUCGAAUUUGUAAGAUUUUUAGCAACUACAUGGGAAAAUUCUAAAACAAAUAGCGGAGAUAUAGUGCAAACACAAUUUAGUAUUAUCUAUUAGAACUUGUAAUAAAGUGGUGUUAAAUUCCCAGAUAAAAAUUCUUAUUUUGGUGAAAUUAAGAAGAAAAAAUCAUCAAAAACCUAAUAAUCUCAAGCUGCAACUUAAUAACCUUCUUCUAAAGUUCAAAAAUAGGCUGCUGGUGAUUCAGCUUCAGAUAAAUUAAUUGCAGAUUGUUUAUCCCAUGUUGAACCUCUUCUCAAUAUGGUUAACUCAAAUGCAAGCAUUAUUCCAGCAAUUUAGGAUAAAAUUGAGAACGAUUAGGUGAUUUAUGUUUCUUAUGUUUAGAAGUUAUAAGAAUCUAUGGAGGAUGCUAAAGAUUUUGAGACUCUCUGGGCUUUCCUUGAAUUUUUUAAUGAAUUAACUCAGGAAAUUGAAAAAAUAAAGCAAAAUAAUUAUUCUAAAAAAGCUUAUAUUUCGUUCAGAAAAAGAGUAUUAGAAGUAGCUUAAUAAAAAUUAGAAAAAUUUUGGUAACCUUCUUCUGCCUAAGCUUAAGCUUAAUCAGUAGCUGAAUCUCAAAAGUAGCCAGAGAAAGUGAAGUAAGUUGAGCAAAGCCAAAAGUAAUAACCUCAAGAAACAAAUACCGGAGGAGGUGGAGGAUUUGAUAAUUGGGGAGGAGAUUUUAACUAAGGAUUUGAUUUUAAUGCAUAAAAUCAAGGAGGAGGAGGAGGCUUUGACUUUAAUGCAUAAAAUUAAGCUGGAGGAUUUGGAUUUGACGGUGGGUUUUAAAAUUUUAAUUUUGAGGAGCAGAAAAAGGCAGAAGAAUUAGAAGAAUAAACACGCUUGCAAAAAAUUUAGCAAGAAUAGUAGUCUCAAGUUUAAAAAUAACAAGAAGAGUCAAAAGAUCAAUAAAAAUAAUCCUAAAAAAAUAACAAUUUCUUUGAUUAAGAGCAACAUGAAUUGGACAAAUAGUUUAAUAAAGGAGGAUUUGAUUAAGGUUUUGGAAAUAACUUUGAUAAUGGUGGAUUUGGUGAUUUUGGCAAUAAUAAUGACUAGGGAUUUGGAGGAAAUUUUGGUUAAAAUAAUUAAGGAUUUGGCAACGAAUUUGAAUAAAAUAACUAAGGGUUUGGUAAUGAAUUUGGAAAGAAUGAUUAAGGAUUUGGCAAUGAGUUUGGAUAGCAUGAUUAAGGAUUUGGUAAUGAAUUUGGUACUUUCCAAGAAAAGCAUUAGAAUAAGGAUGCAAAUAACUUUGAUUAGGGAUUUGGAGGAUUCUGGGAUAACAAUUAGCAAUAAGAACCUAACAGAAAACAAUCUUAAGAUAAAUCUCCUCAAUUUACAAACAAUUAAUUUUUCGAUAACUAAGAUACAAUCAAAGAACGUCCUCCAGCAUAACCAAAUAAUUAAGAUUUCACUGGAUUCGGUGGGUUCGGAGACCCUCAACAAAGCCAAAACUAGCAAGGGUUUUAGAAUUAAAACUAAACAAUGAAAAAGUAAUAAUAAAAUAAUAGAGCCUCUCCUUAAAAUCAGAAUCAGAACACAUUUUAUAAUUUUGAUGGCUCAGGUGAUAAAAGUCAUAGUUAUGCAUACAACAUGCAAUAAAACCAAGAUAAUAGAAGAGGUGAUUUCAGAGAUAGUUUUGUUGAGUUUUCAGAAUUAAGCAAAAGUGACAUUUCAGCUAGAGACUUCCCUUUAAGAAACACCAUAAUUAAUGUAAAAGAAGUUAGGGGCACACUUCAUACUUUCAAUAAAGAGACAUUUUAAGUCUUACAAGAUUAUAAUGUUACUUAGUAAAUAGUUAGAAGAUUUAAAAUAGCUAACUUAAAAGUGAAGAGUCCACUUAUUGAAUCUCAAGAUUUUUAAGUAGGUGUAAUUUCAGAAAGGAUUUUUGAUUAAAACUCUUCUCGUUAUUUAAUAAAAUGUGACUUAUUUUUCGGGAAUAAGACAAGCUAUAAUGUGGAGAAUUUCAACAUAGAAUUCGAAGGAGAUUACACUUCUCAUCUCUACAUCAAAAAUGACAAAUUUCCAGAUAUAAUUGAACCUAAGAAGUAAUACAAAUUAAACUCGAUGUUGAGUUACACAAAGACUCCUUAUAGCUUGAUAAACGCAAAUGUUCAAGGAACUAUAAAUGGAAAUGAAUUUUACUUUACCAUAUUUGUACCCAACUUGCUUCCAAGAUAUGUUCAUUUUUAUGAACCCUCGAACAAUAUGCUAUAUUUCAGAUAAAAAUGGAGAUAAAAAAGAGACCAAAUCAUUAAAAGUGACCAAUUUGCUCUCAAUAAGAGAGUAAUCAGAACUCCUAUUUAUUUCAAAAGAUACUUCCCUCAAUUUUCCGAGAAUAUGUCUCUUGAUGAUUUUAUAUAUCAUAAUAAGAGUAAUACAAAUGUGUUAAACUAUAAGCUAAGAGGUACAGUAGAAUUAGACAUACCAAGUAUAGAAUACAUGGUUAAGUUUAUAGUUAGGCCUAAUUUUACUGCCGUUAUUCAAGUUAUUCCUUACAGUGGAUAUUUAAAUACUGCAAAAGCUUUAAUAGAUCAUUUCGUUUUCAUUUUUGGUUAGCAAUGA